Messenger RNA from Erigeron canadensis, 1681 nucleotides. Its product is annotated as tRNA (guanine(26)-N(2))-dimethyltransferase. Gene Ontology annotation, biological process: tRNA N2-guanine methylation. Gene Ontology annotation, cellular component: nucleus. The coding region runs from base 49 to 1311 and encodes 420 amino acids. Gene Ontology annotation, molecular function: RNA binding. The transcript is spliced from 6 exons. NCBI's taxonomy places the organism in Eukaryota, Viridiplantae, Streptophyta, Magnoliopsida, Asterales, Asteraceae. The record is from RefSeq and is a predicted model, not a curated record.
UAACAAAACCCGUCAAACAUAAAGUCAACAAACGUCUUUCUUCCCGCCAUGACAUCCCUCUAUCCACCACCAACCCUAUCCAUUUUUUCCCCCAAAAUUCUCAUAAAACCUAAUUUCCAACCACUCAGUCUCCGCCCUCUCGCCGCCGUCUCGUCAAAUUCCAACCACGAAACCGAACGAGGCUUCGAUUUCCAAACAGGCGACACUUUCUUCCGCCACGAAAGCGCCACGGGCCGAGACCUCGGUGUCCUUGCCGCGGCUCUUCACAAAAGGUCAAACGGUCAACUCCGAGUCCUCGACGCAAUGUGCGGUUGUGGAAUCCGGUCUUUGCGUUACUUGGCUGAGUCCAAAGCUGAUUUUGUAUUGGCUAAUGAUGCAAACGAGGAAUGUAAUGGUGUUAUUGUUUCGAAUUUAUCGAGUGUUUCGAGUGAGAGUGAAGGGAGGUGGAAGGUUAGCCAUUCGGUUGCGAAUCGAGUGUUGGCUGAGAAAUAUAUUGAGAGGGAUUUUUAUGAUUUUAUUGAUGUUGAUUCUUUUGGAAGUGAUUCUAGUUUUUUUAGGUUUGCUUUUGAUACUGUUAAGUUAGGUGGAUUGCUUUAUAUUACAUCUACCGAUGGCUUUUCGUCCGGUGGCCAUCGCCCUAACCAUUCUUUAGCUGCAUAUGGAGCGUAUAUUCGCCCCCUGCCAUACUCAAAUGAAAUUGGUUUACGGAUGGUUAUAGGUGGUGCUAUGCGGGAGGCUUCAGUAUUAGGUUAUCAUGUUUCACCACUUUUCUCAUACUAUUCAUACCACGGGCCUGUCUUCAGAGUAUUGCUACGCCUUAACCGAGGAAAGCCACCCCAUGGCAUGCAAUAUAGGUUUAUUUGUUACUGUGAAUCUUGUGGUCACUCUCAAGCUAUUUCAUGGGAGAAACUUGGUCAAAUAACCUGCCCCUGUGGAUCAGAUGUACCUGAUUCACUUGUUGUCUCUGGGCCUCUAUGGACAGGGCCUCUUCAUUGUGCAUCCUAUCUUACAGAAAUGCUUACUCUUGCUGGAGAAUGGGGAUGGUUGGGUGAUGGUACAAAAAAUGAUCUUGAUAAGUUAUUAAGGCGGAUGAUUGAUGAAAGUGACCCAAGUUUAUUAUUUGGUUACAUCCAACUUGAUGAGAUAGCGAGUCGUGCUAAGGUCAAUUCUCCUCCAAUCUUGACAAUAAUGAAUGCCAUCCAGCAGGAGGGAUAUGCUAUUAGUAGAUCACACAUUUCCAACAAUGCAAUCAAGACAAAUUGUCCCAUGCCUGAGUGUAUCAGGAUAGCGAAGGAAAUCCAACGUUGCUGAGUUGUUUAAAGAUAGACAACCAUCCUUGUUAUUCCUGAGAAUUGCACAAUUUUGACAAUAAUUUAGUUGCAGAGUCUUUAAUGGGUGUUUGUUGGAUUGCAAGGCCUGAAUUUCAGUGCUCCAGUAACGAACUUGGAAAAUGUAGUUUAUGCUUGAUUGAAAAACAUUUUGGAGCCAUGAUUCUAAACGGAGUAAUAUAAAAGCUCUAACUUGCACCUGUCAUUACUAUGUAUUUAUGUAAUUAUGUAUGAUGAAACAUAGGUUUGGGUUUGGAUAUGGUUACGUUUAGGGUUGGAGUUGCUUGUAACUUGGUUGUAUUCAUAUUUAUUUUCAAAUAAGUAAUAGGAGUACCCUGAACUUUUUUUUUUUU